CGGCCAGUUGCCUCACCAAAAUCCAGCUUGCGCCCGCAGAGAUCGCGACAUUCUCUGAUUCUCCUCGCAUUGCGAAUUCUUGAGGCGCAUACACAAACCUAUAUUAGCAUGGCUGCCUCUCAAUUGCUGUCGCAAGGAGGUGCAUUCACUCUGGUUUCAAAAUGCGCCUCCCAGAACGCAGAAACUUGUCUCUGCCACCGGGUGCCGAUAAAACCUGCGAGCCGAAUGAGUGGGGCAGGAAGAAUGCUGAGAAGACCCGACGUCAGUAGUCUCUUCUUACCACAAAAGCACAAGAACUUCCGGCCACUUGCGGCGGGUGUUCGAGCGCACACCCAGACGGAGGCAGCAGAAGUGGACAGGAGUACAUGUCCAAAGAUCAAAGAACAAAUAGGCUUUAGCGACUUCGCCAAGGUUGACAUCCGGGUUGGCUUGGUGACUGACGCAAAGGCUGUUCCCGACAAGGAGAUGACCGAAAAGCGGGGCAAGCCGACUAUGAGCCGCAAGUUUCUGCAACUCAAGGUGGAUAUUGGAUCCGAGACACGCACCGUCGUGUCGCAGUGCAAGUACGUGAUGGACGUCGAAGACGCGGUGGGGAAGAAGGUGCUCUUUGUCGCGAAUCUGCCGCCCACGGAGGUGGAGGGCAUCACGAGCCAUGGGCUCGUGUUGCAGGGACUGAACUACGAUCCUACCCCUAUGCCUAGAAGUUUCAAGGUCAUUCUUCCUGGUCUUGGUAAAUUACCACCGGGCUCUCCAAUCAUAGAGACCUCUAUACCGCAAUGAUAGGAGUGCUAGUAUCGAGUAGGCAGUGCACUCAAUGGUUGCAGACGGUUGCUUUUGUGAUACGCUAGUCCUUCGCUUUGCUUCUGAUGGGACUUAUGAAGUUUGCUUCAUUGACACAAUCUAUGUAGAUCAAGGAUGAAACAUCUUCGUGUCUAAAAACGGCCACGGUGCUAUAAAGCCUUUGUCGCAGACUUGUACAAGUCCUUGCUAAAGCUGCACCCAUCAUCCAGCCUGCAGGAUUUCGACGGGGCUGACUCUGGCU
This is a messenger RNA of Klebsormidium nitens, 1042 nucleotides long. The record is from the annotation of a GenBank genome assembly. Lineage: Eukaryota; Viridiplantae; Streptophyta; Klebsormidiophyceae; Klebsormidiales; Klebsormidiaceae.